Molecule: messenger RNA, 1207 nt
Organism: Fusarium graminearum PH-1
Lineage: Eukaryota; Fungi; Ascomycota; Sordariomycetes; Hypocreales; Nectriaceae
Product: SYM1 protein
Exons: 3
Coding region: 396-923 (175 amino acids)
Cellular component (GO): cytoplasm; membrane; mitochondrion
Source: RefSeq, a predicted model, not a curated record
GAGGCUAAACGUGAAGACAUGAGCGAGCCCGAGUGACAGUCAACUUCUAUCAAAGCGCCUCUACUACGUCAUGCCCUUUGCACCUGCAGCUUUACUCGACUUUUACCUGCCCAAGAUCUAAAGCAUCGAGCCUUUCUCUGUACACUUUGUGAAAGGACCUUUCCAGAGAACGCGCUCUCAUCUGUCAGGCUUUUGAAUCAAAGGGUUUUUCCUCUACAACUACAUAACUGCCCUUGUUAACUCAACUGGCUCGUCUUGCAUAGCCGCGUACCGUUGCCCAUCUAACGUUGUGGCUUGUGAGAAACAAAUUCUCUAGCAAUCUGUCAAUAUUCCCAGGAAGGUCAUUAAACUUUAGCUACGCCCGAAGUAGAUCUUCCCGAAGCAGCCUCAUCGCCAUGUCUUCUUUUAUUCGUUGGUACAACUCCAGAUUGGCUGCGCGCCCGCUACUUACUCAAAGUGUAACCACGGCAUUUCUGUUUGCUACCGGCGAUGUUACAGCUCAACAGCUUGUCGAGAAAAGGGGCGCUCAGAAGCAUGACCUGGUUCGAACAGGCCGAAUGGCCCUCUACGGUGGCUUUGUUUUCGGUCCUGUUGCAACAACAUGGUUCGCAUUCCUCGCCCGUAGGGUCAACGUGAGAAACAACAAGAAGGCCGAGGUUCUCGCCCGAGUUGCUUGCGACCAGCUUGGUUUUGCGCCUGUCAUGAUAGGUGUGUUCCUGAGCAGCAUGGCCACCAUGGAAGGCAAGAGCGUAAAGGAGCGCAUCGACAAGACCUGGUGGCCCGCACUAAAGGCCAACUGGAUGGUCUGGCCUGCUGUCCAGGUCAUCAACUUCUCGCUCAUUCCCUUGCAAUAUCGUCUUUUCUUUGCCAACAUCAUUGCUAUUGGCUGGAACUCAUACUUGAGUUGGGUCAAUUCCCAAUAAACAAGGAUCUGUUUGUUGGAACAGUCGUCCUGCUGGCCAUCUUCACAUAGAAAUAGACGCAUGUGUCCUCAUAUACCAUGCAAGGUUGAUACUCUGUUUUCACAAGAGUUGACUGGGCUUAUACUUUCACACGGUUAUGGAACAAACGGCGCAGAAGGAUUGAAUCAAGCGGUUAAAAGAGCUCGACCGUAUUUCAUUAGAUGCUAUAGUUAUGUAUACUAAACCAUCAAAAGCACACGACUUCUUACUUUCAUUAGUAGUUACUUCAUGGAUCUCAUUCCUCU